Messenger RNA from Coregonus sp. 'balchen', 1478 nucleotides. Lineage: Eukaryota; Metazoa; Chordata; Actinopteri; Salmoniformes; Salmonidae. The record is from the annotation of a GenBank genome assembly.
AUGGUCCCAUCACCUGACCACGCUCACCUGACCUCACAGGACCACAGCGGGGCCCUGAUGGCUGAGGAGUUCAAGGCGUGCCUGAUCAGCCUGGGCUACGAUGUGGAGAAUAACAAAACGGUAAGGAGCGCAGACAAGUCGGGGGGGGCGGAGGGGCGGAGGAGAGAGGGGCUGCUGCUGUUACCCGUCUAACCUGCUGGGGCCGCGCUCUGCCUGGCUUUUUGCUUGCCUGUGCUGUCAUUCACUCUCAUUUCACUCACCCACUCACUCACUGGCCUCCACUCCAGCCACAGCCUCGGCUCCAACACUGCAGUUUUUUUUACCUUGAUUUGACUCAUCUCUUUUUAACGUUGUUUCUGCUUUUUCCAUUUUUUUCACUCCCCUCUCAUUACUCACCUCUCCGCACCUUCCCCUCCUUUGUUCCUCCUCUUUCCAUGCUUCUAUCUGCUCAUGUCUUCCUCCUCUCGUACUUUUCUGUCCCCCUCGAAUCCACGCUCCCUCUAUUGCUCUCCUUUUCCUUCCAUAUCUGUUCCUCUCAAUCUCUCGGUCCCUGGGAACAGAAACGCACAGGGCAGAUGGACAUAGACAAUUACCGCGCUCUGCUCGUUGCCACUGGAAACAGCCUGGUACUGCCUGCUGCUUCUCUCUGCUUUUUCUGCUCUCGUCUCAAUCUUUCUUUUUCUCCCUCUGUCUUGAGUUUAGAAUAAGACCCUUACUGUUGUAGCUACUGCAACAUGGUAAGCAUAAUGUGUAGUAACUGUCUCUUGUAACACAAUCCCUCUUAACAACCCUGCCCCUAAGCAGAUAUUAAUACAAUCUUUAUCGUUGAGGCAUGUUGUCAAAUUCAAGUUAAAUGUUUAAUUAGUGGUAAUAUUGCUCAGAGGUUGGUCAUUGGUCAGUGAUACCCUCGAUUUCCUAUUGUUGUUUCUGGGUUAACCUGUGUUUUCCUGUGGUGGUGGUUUCCAGGGUGAUGCCGAGUUUGCCCGCAUCAUGGGCAUAGUGGACCCCAACAACAGCGGAGCGGUCACCUUCCAGGCCUUCAUAGACUUCAUGUCCAGGGAGACCACGGACACAGACACAGCCGACCAGGUCAUCGCCUCCUUCAAGAUCCUGGCUGCAGACAAGGUGAGGGGGUUUGUGGGGGUGGAAUGGUGUUGGGCUCGUGUGGUGAGUGUGUGUGUGUGUGUGUCUGUGUAAGAGAGAGAGAAUGUGUGUUGCAGCUACUUGAGACGGCUGAAGUAGACAAACUAUUAUUACUCAACUAUCACUCUGUUAUUCAACGUCCCUCCCUCCCAUCUCUUUCCCUCACUCUCUGUCAGAACUUCAUCAUGGCCGAGGAGCUGAGGCGGGAGCUGCCUCCAGACCAGGCGGAGUACUGCAUCGCCCGCAUGGCGCCCUACUCAGGCCCCGAUGCGAAGCCCGGAGCCCUCGACUACAUGUCCUUCUCCACUGCCCUCUACGGGGAGAGUGACCUCUAG